Ceratitis capitata (Mediterranean fruit fly) is the source of this 5299-nucleotide messenger RNA. It is a transcript of the gene dome, whose product is annotated as cytokine receptor. The record is from RefSeq and is a predicted model, not a curated record. The coding region runs from base 635 to 4996 and encodes 1453 amino acids. Lineage: Eukaryota; Metazoa; Arthropoda; Insecta; Diptera; Tephritidae. Gene Ontology annotation, molecular function: protein binding. The transcript has 4 exons.
GACAAACAAGCACGGCAACCCACACACGGUGCUGCCUGCUCUCGAAUACUCAUUCAUUCGUCAUUUAUUCCCCGUUUCGACUUGUUGUGUUUUAACUGUGCGUGCAAUUUGCUUGUAAAUAAAAGUGAGAGAGAGAGACGAACAAGACAGUGUGUGGUGCAAUUCUCAGAAUUUGAAAAUUUCAGUAAAAUCAUUAUAUGGGAAAUUGCUUUAAAAGUAUAAAAUUUUGUGAAAAACUAAUAUGAAAUGCAACAUAAUUUGUAGUACAAAGAAAAUAGCGUUAUAAUGUUGUGAAAAAAUGAAAAUAAAUGCGUAAAUGUGGUUUUCCCAGAAAGGUCAAAUUCUAAGAAAACGAAUUUCCAAGAAUUCGAAUUGAUCUCUUCUGCUGUUGUAUAUUGUGUUGUAUGUGCAUAUGUACAUGCGCUAGAAGGACGGAGUGUAGAUCGCAUAUAUAAUUGAAACGAAACGGGAGAGGUGUGUUGCAAGUGCAAGGAGGUGCUGCACGGCCUGCAUAUUUCUGCGAAUUGGACGACUUGCUGGCGCUGCAGUAAAAAACCACCGAAAAGGUGUAGAACUUUGGUUGCUUGUGGGCACAUUAUUUUAUGCUCACUAUACAUACAUAUAAGACUUCAGUAUGACUGAAUUAUUUCGCAACUUAUGCUCCAUAGCAUUUGUGGUGUUUUGUUUAACGCUUCACGCAUCAGCUUUCCGGGAAGAAGAUGUGGGAGAAACGAUACCUGCGCAUAUUGACAUUAAUGUGGGUGACAGCGUAAAUAUUUCCUGUCUUAUAAAUCCGGUCAGAUUUAAAAUUGGAAAUUCAAAUGAAAAGCCAUGUGAAAUGACGUUUAAAAAUCCAGUGACAAAAAAAAGUGUACCGGAGGAGGACAUUGUGGUCAUGAAUAGUACUUACAUCGUUUAUACAUUACGAAAUGCAACAGAGCAAUCUUUAAGACUGCGCUGUUAUUGUGGUGGUGACGCGAUUGCAGAAUCCACUAUUUACGUUGGCACCGCGCCACGCGAUGUCACCCAAUUCAACUGCCGCAGCUACGACUUUGAAUAUAUGGUUUGCAAUUUUACACAACCAGAAAAUCCAGUACUUACACAAUACAAUCUUACCUAUUACAUUAACUCGCCGGAUUAUAAAACACCCGCUUACUGCAAUUUCGACAUGAAACCAUUAGUUGUUUGCAACAUCACUGCAGAGCAUUCGUAUAGGCCACAGGUCGAAGAGUAUCACUUUAAAGUGCACAGCAGCAAUCAUUUGGGUAGCCAUAAACAAGAAUUCACAAUAAACAACUUAAACGUCAUGGUACCAGCGCGACCUGGACAAGAUUUUCAUAUUGUUAAAUUAACAACCGAUAGCAUGGAUGCAAUUUGGAGUAUGCCAAAAUAUGACUCAUACACGCCUAACAAACAUCGCGGCUUAAAAUGGGAAGUACUCUUGCAACCAGAUGGCUUCGCAGUGCGCAAUAUAUCAGCGCAAGUGCGUGUUUUACGUGUUGAUCGUGGAUGUAAAUUAUCAUUGAGUGACCUACCAUAUGCUCACUAUUCCUAUGAACUAAGUUUGCGUGUUAAAGUGCGUACAGCAGUAAUCGGUGAAGAUAUGUGGAGUCCAACAUUUAAAUAUCGGUUUCGUACGCGUCCACGUAUGCCAGAUCGUCCACCCCGUACCGAUAAUGGUGGCUUCUAUAUAAAUCCAUUGAAGACCGAAGUUCGUCUAUAUUGGGAGCAGUUGGAAAAGUGGGAAGAAAAUGGUGAUAACUUCACUUACGUGAUACGUGCGAUUGAAAAGCGUGCAAAUGGACACAGCAGACCUUUGUUGCCACGCCAACAGGAGCCGAAUUUCGCAAUCUUUGAAUGGCACAAUGACCUACACUACACAUUCGAAAUAAGCAGCCGCAAUCAUAUGGGUGAAUCUGCCAGAUCCAGUCUAAUUACCAUAUAUCCGCAAACAAGUAGAUCGGUGAAGCAGCAUACACCCUACUCUAUACACAAUGUCUAUCAUCAGACGAAUCGCUCCUAUACGUUGACCUGGUUGCCACCGAUAGCACUGGAAGGCCUACAAAAUUACACGGUUUAUUGGUGCUAUUCCAAGUUGGCCAUGUCAACAGAUUGUAGAGGUUCCAUACAUUUCCGUCAUGUCAGCAGCAAGACACAGCGCUUUGCCACGGAACCUCAAAAGGCUGAACAUGAUCAUUCGCUAACACUCGCAGUUUCAGCUAAUUACCUCGGCUACAACACUGGCCUGCACUGGACUUCAUGCAGCGUUGAUGUGAAUGCCGAUUUUGAACCUAUGGAACCGGAAGUGCUCUCAAUUUCCGCUACCGAUCUGCGUGUGCAAUGGAGUUCGAAGACGGUUUGUCCGUCAAUUUUGAGUGGUUACAAUCUAACCUACUGUGAGGUGGCCAGUACGCCGGAUACCUUUAGCAUAUCGCCGCCCAGUGUUGGUGGCGGCAUGUUUGAGCCAUUUAAUAGCGGCAAGACGGUGCCAGCAGAAAAAGCUGUCUGCACUAGCAUGCCCAUUAAUGUAAUAAUCGAUAAGAAUUCGAAUAAAUUUAACAUAACGGGUCUAAAGCCAUACACGCUGUAUCGCCUAGAGAUGUUUAUGUUCUCCAAUACUAAGUCGGGCAAGCCAAAUGAUCCACUCUUGGUACGUACAUUUGAGGCUGCACCAUCGCCACCACGUAAUUUGCAUGUAUCCCAGUUAACGGACACGAGCGCUAAAAUCACCUGGUUGCCACCCAGCGAAACUAACGGUUAUAUACGUCAGUACAUUGUUAAGCUGAAUAAUAAGGAGUUUGUGGUGAAUGCUACAGCUCUGGAAGACACUGACCAGAUUAGUUUCCUUCUGCAGAAUCUCACCAGUUUUACGGCUUACAAAGUUUUCGUUAUUGCCGUUACAAGGUACAAGUCGGAUCACAGCAAUGACAUACACUUCACAACCUAUAUGAGCGCUCCCUCUAAAAUGGGUUUUUCCGAAUCGAAUUAUAUGAAUCCAAAAGAAGUGCAGUUGAAAUGGGCGCCACCCAGCCUGGCCGGCGGUCGUCUGGAUUAUUACGAGAUCGCCGUUACUCAGCUACGCGGCGAUUAUGUGGAACGCCGGCACAUUUCCGUUGUAUUCGGCAACAGUUGCGUGCUGCGCGUGCCCGAUUGUCCUGAUCCCGAUUACCAAACCAAAGUGGAAGUGCGCGCAAUCAAUGCGGCUUCCAUAGCGAACAACGAGGUGAGUUCACUUGAGGUUCUAGCGCAUAAAACCGAGUUCGAUAGGGAUGCACACAAUUAUCAGGGCAAUGAAGAGUUGGUUUGCAAGGGUCAAAGUAAAGCGGCGGACAUGGAGCAUGAAAAGGCGAAUUUCGAUCGUUUUCAUGUUAAAAAUAAUUAUGUUCUUUACAAGUCCGAUUGGCAUCCGCUCACAAGUUUCGGUUGCGCACAACGUCAGCUGGGUAAAAUUACAGUUAUUACUUUGAUGGUCGUCUGUACCUCGCUGAUGCUGAUGGCGCUCAUGUUCUUCGGCACAAAGAAAUGGAAAAUGAUGAGCGAUAUACAGUGCACGUUGCCAGCCGCUUUGGACGCGUACCUCACCAAGGAGCUCAAUGGCGGUACCGGUGGCUGCGGUUUGAACGGCACGAUUGUUAAUGGCAAUGUGCUCAAUGAUUUCCUGACCACGUCGACGAUGCGUAAUGCCAGCACGCCACCACCGCUGCAUAACAGCAACGAGCGGCUGCACAAUGAAGAACACCAUUUGUUGGGCGCGCAUAAGAAUGACUCCGGUUAUAUUGGCGAUGGUCUACUGUUUGGACGAAGCAUUAGUGCUGUGGCGGCCAAAUCGACUGAGAAUGACAGCAGCGAAGAGGACUUCGGUGGUGAACAUAGACGUAAUUAUGCGCUUUCGGAAAGCUCAGCGGACUCACUCAUCGGUAGUUCGACCAGCAGUGGCGGCGCUGUUGGCGAUGUGGAGGCACAGGACGUAUUACCACUUCAGCGCAUACAGGAGGAGGCUGCCGGAGGUACAGGUUAUAUACAGGCGGGUGAGGUACAACAAGCGGCUGCGUUGGGUGGAUAUGUUACUGCGGCCGAUUUCAAUUCCUGGGCAGGGCAGUCAAAAGCGCAACCAACAGUCGUACAAGCAGCGUCGACAUUACAAAAUGGCUAUAUUCAAGCAGGGGCGCUAGUUCCUACAGAGACACAAAAGACGUCAGCCGCAGCACCACCGGCAGUAGCCAUUUUCAGUGGCUACAUAACGUCCUCAGAUUUGAACAAGUGGCAAACACCAGCAAAUCCAUCAGCUGCGAUGGCACAAAACGCCAAGUCCUCUGAAACCGCCUGUCACAGUGGAUAUAUAAAACCCUCAGACUUGCAGGCGCACAGCUCAUUACCGCCGCAGCCGCAAGAUGUCAUUAGUAAUGCGAUUAUGUCUGGAGAUUAUGUUCAAGCAAGCGAUUUAUCCGCAGCAAUGGCAGCUAGAACAGCUCAGUCACAACAACAACAACAACAACACAGUCCGAAUAAUGCGACUGGCACAGCAGCACCACCACCGCCAAUGGCCAACAACAGCGGUUACAUAACGGUCGAUAGCCUCAAGGCAAACGUGACGGCAAGUCUGUCGGCAGCGCCAACACCAACACCAACACCGCAACCUUUGACUGCAAAGGCCAAUACCGCAUCGACGCCUACACAUGCUGCCGCCACUACCGCUACCGCCGCUGCCUCCACCAGUGGUUAUGUGCAGCCAAGCACGCUACAAGCAUUACUGCUAAACGCGCCGCAGCCGACUAUGAGUGCCGCUGGGCAGAACAACAGUGCGCCAGCCACCAAUGCGAAUUUCACGAAUUUCAGUGGGUAUACGUCUCUAGAUGCGUUGGAAAAACUGACGCCAACGCAAGCACUGCCUAACAGGCAUUUGAUUGAGCCGGCCGAUGCCAAUAAGCCUGGACUUAUUGGUUAUGUAACGCAAAGGGAAAUGAAUGAGUUUGGGCAACAACAACAAACACAGUAGGUCGAGAGAAAUAGUACUAGUAGUAGAAGAAGAAGAAUUAUAAUGAAAUUAAAUGGUUAAAGUUGCUAAUUUACAUUUUCGCAAGAACCUAACCUCAAAUUCGGGGUAAGAAAUUCAAAAUUUUUGCAAAUUGACUGAGCUUGAAGACGCGACGCGGCUCUCAGCUGGAAAAAGCAGAGUGGAGUGGUUGUUGUAAAUUUUAUCUACGCCGCAAAUGUGUCGCUUUUGUAAAACAGACUUUUUAAAUAAAACAUUUUCUAAAGGCUAUCGCAUAGUAUUAAUAUAUAUGACAUUAUGUUUUAA